AAGCAUGUCUUCAGGUAUUGAAACAAUGGUAGUGUCUCAAUUUGUAGAAAGCAAAGUCAGAAAAUGGUUUCAGCUCAAUAAUCUAAAGAGGGAUGGAUUCAUAAGCAAACAGGAUUAUUCAGACAUGGCAGAAACAUUCACGAAAGAGUUCGAUUUAGACGAGAAAAAGGCACAAGCAAUUCGAAACUGGUUAGAAAACGGUUGGGAAAUUUUGAUUAAAAAAGGAGAAGAAAUCACAGCACAAGGAGGCGUGGGAGGAGUGUCCCCAGAAAGUGCUCCCAAGCUUCUAGAAGUAGGAAAAAAGAUGCGAGAAAAUGGCCAGAUUUCUGAGAACGAGUACAUCGGAGCAUUUAAAGAACUUGUUGGCUUCAAUAAAAAUUUGUUUGUCGAAACCUUUGCCGGCAUGGUAGGGAGCUUUUUUGACGCCUUCGAUGUGAACAACACUGGUUAUCUAACGAGCCAAAAUUUUCAGAAGGGUAUGAAGUGUUUUGGAAUGACUAAUACGGAGGCAGUAGACACAAUGUUCAAAGCUAUGGAUACAAAAAAAGAAGGAAAGAUCGAUAAGGAAACGUACGUCGGUCACUGGAUCGAAUUCAUGACCGGGGAUAACAAGGAGGGAGUGAUCGCCCAGUUCCUAUGCAGAAUGUAACUCUUUUCAUCAUGAACUCACAGAAACUAAAGUGGAGUUAGGACAAUUGGACGUCCUCUCAUCUGAAUGGGUAAUAAAUGUUAAAAAAAGUAUUUGUGACUGUGUAAUUCUGUUAUCAAUGAAAAUGUGAUUUAUUAACUGUAAAACAGAAUGCAAAGUAUAUAAAUCCUCAGUCAUCUG
Messenger RNA from Saccostrea cuccullata (small rock oyster), 829 nucleotides. RefSeq lists its product as uncharacterized. The transcript has a single exon. Bases 5 to 649 code for a protein of 214 amino acids. The record is from RefSeq and is a predicted model, not a curated record. Gene Ontology annotation, molecular function: calcium ion binding. Lineage: Eukaryota; Metazoa; Mollusca; Bivalvia; Ostreida; Ostreidae.